CUGGGGCACCCAGUAGCAGCAUCCUCCCGGGGCGGCCGCCGGCUCUAGGAGGGUUGACAGCAGCACCGGUGCAUGCGUCCGGCGGGGGCAGAGGGAAGUGAUGAGAAGUUGAGGGAGGACGGAGCGAGGGUGCCCUCUCCUCUCUGCACCGCAGGGCAGCGCAGCCCCGCAGCAGGUGCAGCAAAGCCUGGGCGCAGGGGACGAGGCGGGCCCGGCGCGCCUGGCGCAGCAGCGGAGGGGCUCCGGCGGGAGCAGUACCUCAGGCCGGACCGAGCCGCGCAGACCCCGCGCCCUCUCCACUGACGGGGAAAAAAAGAGCGGCAAGCGGAGCCCCGAGCAGCGGGAAGCGACUUGCUCUGGUCUGCUCGUUACCAGAGGCAAAAACACGGAGAAACAGCCCUGAAGGGAGAGAGCUAUGAAGCCGUACACUCCAGCUCUCAUUCUCCUGUGGAGCGCUGUUGGGAUAGCGAGGGCUGCCAAAAUCGUUGUUGUGCCGCCAAUUAUGUUUGAAAGCCAUCUUUAUAUUUUCAAGACUCUGGCCUCAGCCUUGCAUGACCAAGGUCACCAGACAGUGUUUCUCCUCUCUGAGGGCAGAGAUAUUCCUCCAUCUAAUCACUAUAGACUUCAGCGUUACCCAGGAAUCUUUAACAGCAGCACCUCGGAUGAUUUUCUCCAGUCCAAAAUGAGGAGUAUUUUCUCUGGGAGACUGACAGCCCUGGAACUGUUUGAUAUCCUGGAUCACUAUUCCAAGAACUGUGACAUGAUUGUUGGCAACCAAAACCUCAUGCGUGUCCUGAAACAGGAAAAAUUUGACCUGCUCCUGGUAGAUCCUAAUGAGAUGUGUGGAUUUGUGAUAGCUCACCUUUUAGGGGUUAAAUAUGCUGUCUUUUCAACUGGCCUUUGGUAUCCAGCAGAAGUAGGUGCUCCAGCUCCCCUGUCUUAUGUUCCAGAAUUUAACUCGCUACUCACAGAUCACAUGAACCUGUUUGAGAGGAUUAAAAAUACUGUUGUUUAUAUUAUUUCAAGAUUUGGAGUCAAUUUUUUGGUUCUGCCAAAAUAUGAAAGGAUAAUGCAGAAAUACAAGGUUCUGCCAGAACGGUCCAUGUAUGACUUGGUUCAUGGAUCCAGCCUGUGGAUGCUUUGUACUGAUGUAGCACUAGAGUUUCCAAGACCCACGCUACCAAAUGUUGUUUAUGUGGGAGGAAUCCUAACCAAACCGGCCAGCCCUCUGCCAGAAGAUCUCCAAACAUGGGUGAAUGGUGCUAAUGAAAAUGGCUUUGUCCUCGUCUCAUUUGGAGCUGGAGUGAAAUAUCUGUCUGAAGAUAUAGCAAAUAAGUUAGCGCAUGCCUUGGCAAGACUGCCUCAGAGAGUUAUUUGGAGGUUUUCAGGAAACAAACCAAGGAAUUUAGGCAACAAUACAAAGCUUAUAGAGUGGUUACCACAAAAUGACCUGCUUGGUCACUCUAACAUUAAAGCCUUUCUUAGUCAUGGUGGUUUGAACAGCAUUUUUGAAACCAUGUACCACGGGGUCCCUGUGGUGGGAAUUCCCCUUUUUGGAGAUCAUUAUGAUACUAUGACUCGAGUGCAGGCUAAAGGCAUGGGAAUCCUCUUGAACUGGAAGACUGUCACUGAGAAUGAAUUAUAUGAAGCACUAGUAAAAGUUAUUAAUGACCCCAGCUACCGGCAACGAGCCCAGAGGCUGUCGGAAAUUCAUAAAGACCAACCUGGUCACCCCGUUAACCGGACUGUGUACUGGAUUAAUUAUAUCCUCCGGCACAACGGAGCACAACAUCUACGUGCCGCUGUUUACAACAUCUCUUUAUAUCAGUAUUUCUUACUGGAUAUUGCCUUUGUUGUACUAGUGGGUGCUGCCUUAUUUUAUUAUGUUUUGGCCAGGAUAACAAAAUUUAUCCGCAAACAGAGCAAACAUCUUUGGUCAAGUGAUGAACAUAGCACUGUUAAUGGACAUUACCAGAAUGGGAUACCAAAUGGAAAGUAUAGAAGAAACGGCCACAUUAAACAUGAAAAAAAGGUGAAAUGAGCCAACCACCCCAUGUAAAGUAGUAACGAAUCAGAUCAAAUAUCGAAUUUUAUUGCUGUAACUUAGUCUAACAACUACUUAAAACCUCAAUAAGCAGUUCUAACACUCCCCUACAGUAUGUAAUCUUACGUGACAAAAUUCUACAGAACUAAGAGAAGUCUUUAAAAAAGAAAAGAAAAGAAAAAAAGAAAGCACAACCUAAAUGGAAAGUGUGUUUUAUUCUUAAUGCUGAUGCAGAGAGGUUAUUUUGGCACUGAAGUUUUUAGAAGCCUUAAUUCUCUAAAGUUAUAUAAUGACCAUAUUUAUGAAUUUUCAGUUUUUAAAGGCUAAAUGUGUGUGUCCCAGAUGAGGAAAGGUUUCUUUUUAUUUACAAAGGGUUUUUUCCUUUUAUUUUUUAUUAUCUUAAUGUGUUCAUCCUUUUGCUGAGAGGACUUUAGUGCUAGCUCUGUUAUAUCUGUUGACAGUUCAACAAGUUGUCUAAGAAUGAUGUUCUAAAAAAAAAUUUUCCCAAAGAAAUAGCAAGUUGCAGACUGAGAACACAAACCUGAAAAAAAGUCUUAACAUGAGCACUGAAGAAAAUUUUAAAAUGUGUACUACCUUUUUCCUGAUAAACUGCAUGACUCUUCUGCUCUAUACCAUUACUUCAGAGAUAAGGGUAUUGAGCAAGUCUACAAUAAGUCUUAAUUUUUAAUUUAUAUAAAAUUUUACUUGUUGUCUUUCUCUACGUAUAUAAUUUAUGCCAUAAAAAUGUUAGGGUAUUUUAUUUCAUUUAAAACUAUGGCUAUGUGGGAAGUAGAUUGCUUAAUUAGGAGAAAUAAAUGAAACUUAAAAAAAAAAAAAAAAAAUCUAGCCCUUGCUUAAUGCAGAAGUUUUUGUCAUGGCCCAGAGCAAUGCAGAAUCAAACCAGUCUUUGGGGUUUGUUUAAAAAACAAAUGCCCGUCCAUGCAAAAAAGUUGAAUGUCUUUCCUAUUAAUUAUCAUUGUUAUUAAUUUUUUUUCCUAAAUCAUAAUGUUGUAGAUGUUCUUUCAAUGGUUGUAUGUGGAAAAACAUUACUUUCUACUAGUCUGGGCCACACAAUCCAUGUUGCAUAGUUGCCAAUAUUAAUUCCCUGAGUGUGGGACGAGCGGGGCUGUUCUCUGGGCCGGGAACCGCUGCACCUGCAGAGGUCUGCCGUCACGCAUGACGUUAAACCUGGCUCCGCGGGCAUGAAGCGUGUGGAGACCGUCUCGUCCUUGCCCUGCUGUGCGGCCCCCCGCAACAAUCUCUUUCAAUCACUGCAGCUGACAUGGGACUCCUCUGGGUUUGCAAGGGAGGUGGGCGUGCAGGGCGCCGGGCAGGAGAUCGGAGCUGCCCCGCUGUCCCCGCGUGGCAACUAUGCGUUCAUUUCCAUGUCAUUCUGUUUACUUGGAAUUUGCACUACACGUGUUGUGAGUGUGUGCUUUUAUUUAUUUGUAGUUUGAAAUCCCAUGUCUGAAAGAGAGAGGAAAGAAACCCAUUUAUCUAGUGUUUUUCACUAACAUGGGAGGGGAGUUGUGGUGAUUGCAGAGCGCUGAGAUCAUCUUCAUACACAGUGAUGCGAUAUUUCACUGUCAUUCCAUCAGGAGCCUCAAUCCUGUAGCAAUAAAUAACAGUACAGAUAUGUUUCUAAUAUACAGUACAGCUACUUGUACUGUUCUCUGAAUACUUGAAGAAAAUGGUAUUAUAAAUACGCCUAUUAGCUAUACCUUUUUACAAUCUUACCAGUUCGUGGCAACUAAAGGAGCACACAGAGGCGAUGAAUGGUGGGAUGGUAGUAAGUCUUCGAGUGUAUGAAUGAUUUGGUUUAAAUGUUUUUGGCAUUGAAGAAGGUACAAAAGCACUGACCGGAUGAUUAAGCAUAAUUUAAUCUCCACUGUGAUAAAACUUAAGCA
Rhea pennata is the source of this 3951-nucleotide messenger RNA. RefSeq names its product UDP glycosyltransferase 8 (gene UGT8). The transcript is spliced from 6 exons. Bases 416 to 2041 code for a protein of 541 amino acids. Gene Ontology annotation, biological process: galactosylceramide biosynthetic process. Gene Ontology annotation, molecular function: N-acylsphingosine galactosyltransferase activity. NCBI's taxonomy places the organism in Eukaryota, Metazoa, Chordata, Aves, Rheiformes, Rheidae. The record is from RefSeq and is a predicted model, not a curated record. Gene Ontology annotation, cellular component: endoplasmic reticulum.